GCGUAUUGGAUUGGACCACGCCUGGCGGGCUAGUGUCGCUUGUCAUCACCGAUGCGUCGCACGCCAACGAGGAAGAAGAAUUCUUGGUGAACGGCAUGGUGCCGAGGCCUACACAUUACAAACUGGUGUGGAAAAUGGUGACGUUCGACGUGACGGACUUGUUCGGCAAGUUGGACCUGAAGAGGUGGCAGGCCACGUCUGCUGAGUUCAUCCGUCAGGUAUGGAUGACGGACUGUAAGAGUUUGGAAGAGGCCCUACAGAAUCCGAAGUGUGCAGAGCACUCGGAUAAGAGGUUGUCGAUUGAGAUAGCUUCUCUGCGGCAAGACCUUUGGCGGAAGAAGGGUGAUGAAACUGGAGACCUUUACGAGGAAGACUGCAAGCCAAAGGACAAGGACCUCGCGGACAAGGUGCGAUGGAUCGACACGGACGUGAUGGUUGAAGCGCAAAUGACCAUAUUCCUCUGGGUUGGAUUCGUUUGGUGGGUUGUACGUUGGGUGGCCCGGCUCGCCGGCUUCCCGCCACCGUCCGUGGGAGACGGUCUGCAAUGUGUGUUUUGGUUCACGGACUCUUCCGCCUGCGCUGUUGUGUGUCCAGUCGGUCCUGAGCCCUGCCUUGUGCGGUAA
This is a messenger RNA of Symbiodinium pilosum, 623 nucleotides long. NCBI's taxonomy places the organism in Eukaryota, Dinophyceae, Suessiales, Symbiodiniaceae. The record is from the annotation of a GenBank genome assembly.